Molecule: messenger RNA, 1727 nt
Organism: Stegastes partitus (bicolor damselfish)
Lineage: Eukaryota; Metazoa; Chordata; Actinopteri; Pomacentridae
Gene: cnot8
Product: CCR4-NOT transcription complex, subunit 8
Exons: 7
Coding region: 167-1024 (285 amino acids)
Cellular component (GO): CCR4-NOT complex
Molecular function (GO): nucleic acid binding; poly(A)-specific ribonuclease activity
Source: RefSeq, a predicted model, not a curated record
AACCGCAGAAGAAGAAGGAGAAGAUAGAGGCGCUAACAGCUAGCCAGUCCGGGUACGUCGAGGAAAUUCUUAGAGUUGUCUUUUUUUCAUUGCACUGCCCUUUAUCGCCGCCGUCACGAGCGCUGCAGGAUUGUUGGGGUUUUAGCUCUUCACCUGACCUGCCAACAUGCCAGCCGCACUUACAGAUUCCAGUCAGAUAAUCUGUGAAGUCUGGGCGAGCAAUGUGGAGGAAGAAAUGAGGAAGAUCCGGCAGAUUAUCCAAAGCUACAAUUACAUUGCCAUGGACACAGAAUUCCCUGGAGUGGUUGUCCGACCGAUCGGCGAGUUUCGCAGCACAGUGGACUACCAGUACCAGCUGCUGAGGUGUAACGUCGACCUCCUGAAGAUCAUCCAGCUUGGGCUCACGUUCAUGAACGAGGACGGGGAUUAUCCUCCCGGGACGACGACGUGGCAGUUCAACUUCAAGUUCAACCUAACAGAAGACAUGUACUCACAGGACUCCAUAGACCUGCUCCAGAACUCCGGCCUGCAGUUCAAAAAGCACGAAGAAGAGGGAAUCGACACACUCUACUUCGCCGAGCUUCUCAUGACGUCCGGCCUGGUACUGUGUGAAAACGUCAAGUGGCUCUCCUUCCACAGCGGCUACGACUUCGGCUACCUGGUGAAGCUUCUGACGGACGCACGGCUUCCUGAAGAGGAACACGACUUCUUUCAGAUCCUCAACCUGUUUUUCCCAGCAAUCUACGACGUCAAGUACUUAAUGAAGAGCUGCAAGAACCUAAAGGGAGGUCUACAAGAAGUGGCAGACCAGCUGGAGCUGAAGCGGAUCGGGAGGCAGCAUCAGGCGGGAUCAGACUCUCUGCUCACGGGCAUGGCUUUCUUCAGGAUGAAAGAGCUUUUCUUCGAGGACAACAUCGACGACGCAAAGUAUUGUGGGAGGUUGUACGGCCUGGGCUCCGGCUCCAGCCAACCCCAGAACGGCAUCUCCAGCUCGGGCCAGGAGGAGACCAACAACAAACACUGACCGAGCGACUCGGCUCUCCAAGUGGAACACGCACUUGUUUUAAAACCCAACCAGCAGAUUCCCCUCUCGGACGUCCCCCCCCAAACACUCUGAUCCCUGAACAAGACUUAACUGAAACUCUUUGUUUAAGCUCCUGAGUGACUGUAAACGGACUCACAGUGACCGCGGAUCCUUCACUGACGUUUCUUUUUAGUCGCUUUUUACUGAGUAUAUGGCCAUAUAUUCACAAACCCUUUUAAAAUCUCUUUGUUUUACAGCAUCAGUGACUCCUUUCUUUACAGCUUGGGACCAGCUCCUGUAUCAUACUGUGAUUUUUAGACCAAACAGAUUCUUCAGUUCAGACUAUCCUUUCUCAUCAGUGGGACUCAUCUCUUGUUGCAGGGAUUUCUUUUUCUUUUUUUUUUCUUUUUUUUUUUUUAAGUUAAUGCUGGACGGGCCUGUAAAUUAAAAUGUAUAAUUUUGAUGAAAAUAAAAAUGUUUUAGCUCUUUUUCCACGUUCAGAAACUUUUAACAGUUGGGCGUCGAGGUGUAUAACUGUGCUUGGUUAUGCAUGUGUUUCAAUGGGCAAACUACUGUCGUUCUGUACAUUCACCCGCCAAAGCAAACUGUCCACGGUCAGGUUCACUGUGGUUUACUGUUGUUUUUACAUUCGACGUUGUUUUAAACAGUUGUAUAUUAAAUUGUUUUGUAUUCUCAAUGUAAA